CAUUGGGCCCUUUUUUUUUUUUUUGUUAAUAGAAGCAAAUAGUAAUGGGUUUCCCGUUUCUAUUUCCUUUUGAUUUUUAAUUUAGUAUAUCAAAUUUGUUUAGUCCUCUUUAUUUGUAAAGAUUACAACUUUGUGAUAUUAAGGGUGUGUUUGAUACCAGGGAAAAUGUUUUCUUGGAAAUAUUUGGUUCUAUUGGCGAAUAUUGUUAUAUAAUAUGACACAAAAGGGAAAAAAGCAAUGUUUCCGUCGAACUUCACCUCCUGAUAUACUUCGCGACCUUCCUGGGAAUGUAAUAGAUGAGAUUCUUAUGUGUUUGCCUUUUCGGGAUGCUGUGAGGACAAGCAUCUUAUCGAAAAAAUGGAGACAUAUAUGGUGUAGCCUUCCACAGCUGACGCUUUGUUACACACUUUGGAAACCCGAGGAGGAUUUAACUGACUUUCCAAGUAACUUUGUAAGGAUUGUCAACCACUUUUUAAUCUUUCAUGUAGGACCAGUUACAAAAUUUACCCUCUGCGUUCCUUAUUUGGAUAUAUGUCCUAAUAUUGACAACUUGAUACGUCACAUCUCUAGAAAUGGUAUUCAACAUCUUGUUCUUAGACUUCCGAUCAGGGGUAAGCCAUACAUAUUGCCUUCUUCAUUAUUCACAUGUUCCCAGUUAAGGCAUCUGACUCUCCAGAAUUGUUCAAUACUUUAUCAACGAGACUUCAAAGGAUUUGAUAGGCUAACUAGCCUAGAACUGCGUGAUGUUACAAUUGAAUCCAAGUUUAUUGAACUUUUAAUCUCUCGUUGCUCGUUGCUCGAGCAGUUGGUGCUGCAAAUCUCAGGUGCUUUAAGCAACGUCAUUGAAAUUAGUGCUCCCAUGCUGAGAUCCUUUGACUACACAGGCAAUAUAAGAUCCAUAUGCGUAAAGAAUAUCCCUGUUCUGGCAAAGCUUUCACUUUCGCAUAGGGAAUAUUAUGUGGCAGCAGGAAAAUGCAAUAUUGCCAAGUUUUUUGAGUCUUUCUCUGCUCUCGAGCAACUCCACUUGAAUGACAUGUUCUUUGCUGCAGGAGCAGGUGAAGUACCAAUGAGGCUUUCCUAUGAUCUUUAUUGUGUCAAACAUCUUUGCAUAUCUAGUAUAUAUCUGUCUGAUUCGAAUGAGGUUUCAUGUGCUCUUUGCUUGAUAAGAAGCUUCCCGAAUUUACAAUCUAUGGAAAUUAAGGUGGAGUGUGAUGACAAUGAUACACCAGCUCUAGAAUCUCUUGAAGUGGAACCCUUCUCCGAUGUGACAUUUAAUCACCUCAGGGAAGUUAAGCUAAUGCAAACUAACGGCACAAUCCCCGAGAUGCAGCUUAUGAAGCUUCUGUUGGCCAAGUCUCCCAAGCUGGUCAGAAUGCUAAUCGAACCAUGUCUAGUUGAAGAUUCUGCAACAGUCAAAGUACUGGCUGAGCUAACAAAAUUUCAGCGGGCAUCACCCAAGGCAGAAGUUGUAUAUAAGUUGGAUAAGCAUCCAAAUCCCCCUUCUGUUUGAUUUUCACAGUCUUCCAUCAGACCAUGAUGCAUUGCAGAAAUGUUUUGGAAGUUGAUGUGAAAUGACAGAACCGAAUGUUGAUGCAGUAUCAUAACACUGAGUUUUUGCCUAAUGUGCAAAUAUUGUUUCUUCUUCAACUUUGUUAUUACAGUGCUUAGUGCUUUUUUACUUUACAUGCCUGUGCCUGAAAUGAGACUUGCAACAAGAAUUACUAAUGUGGUUGUUCGUUUCAUACUUCAAAGUUAGGUUGUUGGUUGCAGUGUUAAUCUUCUUGGUCAUAUUGGCAUGCUUCAAGCCUUUUCUCAAGUAUUUUGUCUGUAAAGUAGAGACAUAGUUUUGAUACUAAAGUAGCACUGCUAUGCGACUUUUGUUUUAGUUAUUCACUUCAAUAUGUGUUAAUGAUAAAGUCAUCUUAUAUAAGA
This is a messenger RNA of Lycium ferocissimum, 1932 nucleotides long. Its product is annotated as F-box/FBD/LRR-repeat protein At1g13570-like. Bases 215 to 1510 code for a protein of 431 amino acids. The record is from RefSeq and is a predicted model, not a curated record. Gene Ontology annotation, molecular function: protein binding. The transcript is spliced from 4 exons. NCBI's taxonomy places the organism in Eukaryota, Viridiplantae, Streptophyta, Magnoliopsida, Solanales, Solanaceae.